AUGAGUCCACUCAGUCAGUCACUCAGUCGCUCAGUCAGUCGCUCAGUCAGUCAGUCAGUCGCUCAGUCAGUCACUCAGUCAGUCACUCAGUCACUCAGUCGCUCACUCAGUCACUCAGUUGCUCAGUCAGUCGCUCAGUCAGUCAGUCAGUCGCUCAGUCAGUCGCUCAGUCAGUCACUCAGUCAGUCAGUCAGUCACUCAGUCAGUCAGUCAGUCAGUCGCUCACUCAGUCGCUCACUCAGUCACUCAGUCACUCAGUCAGUCACUCAGUCAGUCGCUCAGUCAGUCACUCAGUCAGUCGCUCAGUCACUCAGUCGCUCACUCAGUCACUCAGUCGCUCAGUCAGUCACUCAGUCACUCAGUCAGUCGCUCAGUCAGUCACUCAGUCGCUCAGUCAGUCAGUCAGUCAGUCACUCAGUCACUCAGUCAGUCACUCAGUCAGUCAGUCAGUCAGUCGCUCACUCAGUCGCUCACUCAGUCACUCAGUCACUCAGUCAGUCACUCAGUCAGUCGCUCAGUCAGUCACUCAGUCAGUCGCUCAGUCACUCAGUCGCUCACUCAGUCACUCAGUCGCUCAGUCAGUCACUCAGUCACUCAGUCAGUCGCUCAGUCAGUCACUCAGUCGCUCAGUCAGUCACUCAGUCGCUCAGUCAGUCGCUCAGUCACUCAGUCAGUCGCUCAGUCAGUCACUCAGUCGCUCAGUCAGUCGCUCAGUCAGUCGCUCAGUCAGUCACUCAGUCGCUCAGUCAGUCGCUCAGUCACUCAGUCAGUCGCUCAGUCACUCAGUCAGUCGCUCAGUCACUCAGUCGCUCAGUCACUCAGUCAGUCGCUCAGUCACUCAGUCGCUCAGUCACUCAGUCAGUCACUCAGUCACUCAGUCAGUCGCUCAGUCACUCAGUCAGUCACUCAGUCACUCAGUCAGUCGCUCACUCAGUCAGUCGCUCAGUCGCUCAGUCACUCCCUCACUCAGUCACUCACAAUAGUCCUGCACCAUGUAGUGACUGA
Knipowitschia caucasica is the source of this 1005-nucleotide messenger RNA. The record is from the annotation of a GenBank genome assembly. NCBI's taxonomy places the organism in Eukaryota, Metazoa, Chordata, Actinopteri, Gobiiformes, Gobiidae.